This is a messenger RNA of Amborella trichopoda, 1321 nucleotides long. Its product is annotated as flowering-promoting factor 1-like protein 1. NCBI's taxonomy places the organism in Eukaryota, Viridiplantae, Streptophyta, Magnoliopsida, Amborellales, Amborellaceae. The record is from RefSeq and is a predicted model, not a curated record. Gene Ontology annotation, biological process: regulation of flower development.
UCAUGAUCCAAAGCGCAACCAUAUAACAUAUGAGUUGAAAGAAAAGAACCCAAGAGACCCACCUUAUACAAACCCAAGAAAGAGAAGAACCCAAACAAUAUAAAAUAUAAGUUGAAAGAAAAGAACCCAAGAAACCCACCUUAUAAAAACCCAUGGGAAUGGUGGCUCUAGUGCCCAUAUGCCCCUUGAGCUUCUAAGCUUGCACAUCACGAGCCAAAAGUGGGUUCGAAGGGCUUGAGCUUCUUCUACGCUAGCGCACCACGAGCCAAAAGUGGGUCCGAAGACCUCGAGCUUCUCUUAGGAGCCAAGUGGGUUCGAAAAUGUCAGGGGUUUGGGUCUUCAAGAAUGGGGUGGCUCGCCUCGUCUCGAACCCAGCAGUCGAGUCCAUUGAUGGGUCCGAGCUUGCCUGCACCAAGAGGAGGGUCCUUGUCUAUACCCCAAGUGAUGAGGUCAUAACCUCAUAUGCCUUUUUGGAGAGCAAGCUCAGGGGCUUGGGGUGGGAGAGGUGGUAUGAGGACCCUGAUAAGAUUCAGUUUCAUAAGGCUUGCUCUUCUCACCUCAUUUCUUUGCCAAGGGAUUUUAGCAGGUUCAAGUCAGUGCAUAUGUUUGAUAUUGUGGUCAAGAACCGGAGCUCCUUUGAAGUGAGAGAAAGUUGAGGUGAAAUGGGGUUGGAUGAAUCUCUCUCUCUCUCCGUCUAAAGUCUAAACCACACACACUCUUUCAUCUUAGCACCAAUCUGCUUGAGUCUCUCUCUCUCUCUCGCUCGCUCUCUCUCUCUCUCUCUAUCUCUCUCUUUCUCUUAUCUAAGCUCCAAUCCAUCCAAAACUAGCUUGAUUGUCUCUCCCUGUGUCUGUCUCUCACACAUCUCAUUCUCUGUGCCAAUCCAUCCAAAACUAGCUCGCUUCUCUCUCUCUCUCUCUUCUCUCUCUCUCUCUCUCUCUCUCUCUCUCAUAUCUUAGCUCCAAAUCCAUCCAAAAGUGGUUUUCUUCUCUCUCUCUACAAUUUUAGCUCGCAGUUCAUCCUAACUGGCUGUGCACUCUGCAAAAGCUAGCUUGAUUCUGUGUCUCUCUCUCUCUAAACCAGCUUGAUUGCCUCUCUCUUUCUAAGCCAUUUCCCAAUUUUUAUGUAUCUAAUAUUAGCUUGACUCCAUCUUAAUGUGGCUCUUUCUCUGUCAAAACCAUCUUGAUUCUUUUCCUUUCUGUGAACCAGACCCUACCUCUUUUCGCACUCUAGAAUCGAUUCCACCCACUGAGGCACUAACUCUCGUCUCUCUCACUAAAAACACUGUUUCUACUCUCUCUCUCUCUCUCUCUCUCUCUCU